UACCCCUUAACCCCCACGUUCUUUCAUCUCUAUAUAUCUCUCUCCGUUUCCUAUUCUUCAAGACUCCCUUCCACUUUGAACUCUAUUUCAGUUCCAAAUCCUAAGGAAUUACUCAUUUCUUGUGUUCCAAGCAAUUCAAGGACAUCAAAGUUCUCUUUGUUCAUUUAAUUUUUGUCUUACAUAUAGUGCUAUUUGUGUAAGAGGAAAUUUGGUUAUACGUCUGCACCAUGAGUUGCAACGGCUGUCGAAUUCUCCGGAAAGGUUGCAACGAGAAUUGCAUACUGCGACAAAGUUUACAGGGCAUUGAAAGCCCUCAUGCUCAAGCUAAUGCCACCGUCUUUGUCGCCAAAUUCUUCGGCCGUGCUGGCCUCAUGUCUUUCCUCUCCUCUGUUCCCGAAUCUCAACGACCAGCUUUAUUCCAAUCGCUGCUGUUCGAAUCGUGUGGAAGGACGGUGAACCCAGUGCACGGAGCGGUCGGAUUACUGUGGACGGGAAACUGGCACGUGUGCCAAGCAGCGGUAGAAACGGUGCUUAAAGGAGGCGUGUUACGGCCGUUGCCGGAGUUUUCAGGUGUAACAGCUUUACCGGAGUCCGAUUCAGCAUCCGAGGCGAACGAUGUUGAUCUCUUUAGAUCGCAAAGCUUCAACUUCCGAUCUAAGAGGAAAGUUAUGGAUGAGGUGGCGGAGGAUCUAGAUCUCGGAUUAUCGUCAGGACUCCCGGCGAAAAUGACGGCCACCGGCGGUAGAAUGAGUCGGCGGACGGAGAAGAGACGAGAGGCGACGCCUUCGUUGAAUUCAGAUGAAUCUGAUACCACAACAUUAGAAAGUGGUUUUAUGUGCCAUCAAAAUCCACAACAAGGACAAGGAGAUGAUACUAAGCUUCUUAGAUUGUUCUUUUGAAAGCUUGAUUCAAGUUUUAACGUGGCUCACUUACAAGUUACGUCCAGUUAUUAACUGAAGCUGGAACAAGUUUUACCUUUUUUGUUGUUAAAAGUGUUAUCUCGAACUUAUUAGUGGUAAGUUUUUGGUAACUUAAGGGGGUAAAUUGAGAUGGCUCCUAUGGCACUGGAUUUCUCCAUAAUGAAAGUUUUGAGGGAAAGAUGAGAGUUGCCGUCUUUUUACUUUCUUUCUUUCCCUUUUUAGGAGAAGUUUUAUUUUGUGUCUCGUACAACUGACGCUAGUUGUACGAGUCUUCUUUUUGUUUUAUAAAAUUGUGGACCCCAAUCUUACACUGCUGGGUCCACAAAAUUGUGAGACAAAAAGUUGCCUCAUACAACUAGCGUAUUUUGUACGAGACACAAAAUAAAAUUUUCCCCUUUUUAGGUUCUUUCUUUUUUACAAUUUGUCAUUGAUCAUUGUGACUCAUAAUAUAAGACAAUUUUUUACAUUUCACCUUC
Nicotiana attenuata is the source of this 1396-nucleotide messenger RNA. Its product is annotated as LOB domain-containing protein 37-like. The coding region runs from base 228 to 899 and encodes 223 amino acids. NCBI's taxonomy places the organism in Eukaryota, Viridiplantae, Streptophyta, Magnoliopsida, Solanales, Solanaceae. The record is from RefSeq and is a predicted model, not a curated record. The transcript is spliced from 2 exons. Gene Ontology annotation, biological process: regulation of gene expression.